UUGUGGGUCUUGAACCUACUCCCCAAUUUGUCCACAUGAUUUGAUCUUGACAAAGAAAAGCUAACCACAAUCUUGUAUCUUUCUCUGUGUUUUCUCUCUAGUCAUCUGUAUCUCAGACCCUUCUAACAACAACUGACCUCCAAUUCUUUACCAGUCACACUAAAAAGAGCCUCUGUUCUUUCAUUAUCAAUGCUAAAGCUCUCCUCUUAAAACCCCUAUUUCACUUGCUAUCUAAAUCUAUCUCUAUCUAUGUCUCCCACGCCGACCAAAGCACCCUGACAUCAAGCCCUCUUAAGGAAAAAUGAAGUUACUUCAGUGGAUGCAUCAUAAGUUACGGCAAAAUAGCAUCGAGCCAUUCAAGGAUUUCAAAAUUGGAAACUCUUGUAGUUGCCUUUCAGGGCAGCAAUGGCUAGAUGACCAACCAUAUUAUCCAACACCAACUUGCGGAUUCAGACACUUUAAGCAGCCUCAAAAGGGAUGUCAAAAGAAAUUUUCUGAAUGCGAAGCCAAGAGAGUUGAAGAAAACUAUGAAGAAGAAUCAUCUAAUGUUGUCUCUGACCUUUUCCAUGGCUUUCUUGCCAUUGGAACUCUUGGUUCAAAUGAGCCUUCAACACCAACAUUUGGUGUCUCCUCGGAGAACAUGACUGAGAAAGAAACAGAGGUCACAGAGAUUGACUUGAAGCUCAUUAAUGACGAGUUAGAGAAGUUCCUAGAGGCAGAAGCCAAAGAUGAAGGGUCCAUUGAAUCACCAGGUAGGAACAGUCAUGUUAGCAUCAUUACACUUUGUGGCAAGCAAAUGGAAGCAGCCGAUGUUGAAGAGUCUGGAAAGAUGAUAGUAUGUCCACUACAGGGAUAUCUUUUUGGGUCUUCAAUUGAACUGCCAGAGACAAGAUCAACUGAGGUAAAGAAAGGGAAGGCAUCACUCGGUGAACUGUUUCAGAGGACUAAAAUUGCAGAUGAAUAUGCUACAGUGAAGGAUGAGAAAGGGGAGAUCCAAGCCAAGGGAACUAACAAAUCUGCCAUGCACCUGGUGAAAAAGAUACUGAGAAAGCUCCAGGCUUCUUCAAGGAGUACCUGUGCCACUUCUGCCAAAGAGCCACAAGGUUCUUCAAGGAGUACUUCUGCCAUUUCUGCUAAAGAGCCCCACGCUUCAAGGAGCCCUUGGCCCACUUCUGAUGGUAGAACUGGUGGUGAUCCACUUUCAACCAAGAGGAAACUCCGUAAGGUCCUACGAAUGUUCCAUGGAAAAAUUCAUCCUGAAAGGAAUACUGCAGCUGCAAAGGAGUUUAAGUAUGAGAUCAAGAAUGCUCUCUAUGAUGAUGGAUGUGAUAAUAGAGAUGAAGAGAGCAUAAAGUUUCCCCAUGGAUACAUAUCAAGGGAUGCCAACCAAUGUUUAAACCUUCCACAAGACAUGCUCAGCAACAGUGGCUCAAGUGGGAGUAGGGAGCACUGGAUCAAAACUGAUGCAGACUAUUUGGUGUUGGAGUUGUAGAUGACGAAGUUGUGAGAAAUGAUUAUUAGUUGUGAUCCUUUGGGCAUGGUACUUGGUAAGAUCAUAUAUUUCACUAUGUAAUUGUUGUUGUGAGUAAUUAAGUGAUGAUGAACUCAAGUGAGGUGAGAGAAGACAUCCCUCUUAUUUACCUUAGUGUGAUUGUAAAGCUGUCUGUUACUUGUAUUUCCUGUAUCUUCCUAGUUAGUAAAAAUGAUUUCAGUUAACUGAAACUGUUAUUUGAAUCUUGAGAAUCA
Molecule: messenger RNA, 1746 nt
Organism: Vitis riparia (riverbank grape)
Lineage: Eukaryota; Viridiplantae; Streptophyta; Magnoliopsida; Vitales; Vitaceae
Product: protein LAZY 1
Exons: 5
Coding region: 302-1492 (396 amino acids)
Biological process (GO): regulation of auxin polar transport; gravitropism
Source: RefSeq, a predicted model, not a curated record